GGGAUGUAAGAGGCUCCAAGAGGUAGCCGACACAUCUCGUCAUAUCGAAGUGUCUGGAGGUUGGGAGAACCGAGUGGGAAAGACCCAUCCUCACCCCUCACCCUGUAGAGACUGGGGACACUAGAAGGGACAUUUUCUGAGCAGGAAACCCAAGAGACAGGGUUUUAUGCUGUUAUCCAAGUUGGAGUGCAGUGGUGUGAUCAUAGCUCAUUGCAGCCUCAAACUUCCGGGUUCAAGCGAUCCUCUUGCUUUAGCCUCUUGAGUAGCUAGGACUACAGGCACGGGCCACUAUGCCUGGCUAAUUUUUAAUUUUUUAAAAAGAGAUAGGAUCUGGCUAUGUUGCCCAGGCUGGCCAUGAACUCCUGGGGUCAAGCAGUCCUCCAAACUUCACUUCUCAAACUGUUGGGAUUGCAGGCAUGAGCCACUGCGUCUGGCCCACAGAUGCUAAGUGUUGUCUGCUCUUCUCCAGGGGUCAGCAAAUUUUUUUCAGCAAAUGGCCCGAGAGUAAAUAUUUGGAGCUUUGUGGCCCAUACAAUCUGUCCCAACAACUCAGCUUAGGCAUUGUAGCUUGAAAGCAGCUGUAGACAAUAGGUAAUGAAUGAGUGUGGCUGUGUGCCAAUAAAACUUUAUUUACAAAAACAAGCAGUAGGCUGAAUUUGAAUUUGACUAGCAGACCAUAGUUUCUCAAUAUCGUACUAUGGCUUGUAAGGAAGAGAAAAGAACCGGACAAAACCCUAGCCUCUGGAGUUUUCCUGACUGUUCAGAUCUUAGCUGAAUGAUCUCUCUUGGUAUCCACAGGCAACUUCCUGCUGUGGUUUAGGGACUGGAAACAUAAUAUCCCAGAGGAGAGGGAAGGAUUGUACAUUCCCUAUGUAGUCUGUGGUUCACUCCUUGUGAUUUUUUUUUUUUUUUUUUUUUUUCACAGCAAGGUGAGAAGCAGCAUUGUGGUUUCAGGAGAUGGAUCCAUUUGGAGCAGGAUCCUAAGUGGGGCUUGGCAUUCGGUAUUUGGAUUAGAUCUAGAGGACACAGGGUCUGGAAAACCAGGGCAGAUGUCCCAUCCCUUGGAUAUGGUGGGGAGUGGGGGAGGGCAAUGAAGAUCUCAGAAAAACCAGUGGUAGCAAAACAAAAAGCCAGGCAUCUACGUACUGGUAAAACAGAGACCUCCAAGAAACUCUCAGCUGGACCUGGUUGAAUUCAGAUAGACCAUGAGCAGCCAUGGCAACAGCCUGUUCCUGCGGGAGAGCGGCCAGCGGCUGGGCCGGGUGGGCUGGCUGCAGCGGCUGCAGGAAAGCCUGCAGCAGCGAGCACUGCGCACCCGCCUGCGCCUGCAGACCAUGACUCGCGAGCACGUGCUGCGCUUCCUGGGCCGAAACGCCUUCAUCCUGCUGACGGUCAGCGCCGUGGUCAUCGGAGUCAGCCUGGCCUUUGCCCUGCGCCCAUAUCAGCUCACCUACCGCCAGAUCAAGUACUUCUCUUUUCCCGGAGAGCUUCUCAUGAGGAUGCUGCAGAUGCUGGUGUUACCUCUCAUUGUCUCCAGCCUGGUCACAGGUAUGGCAUCCCUGGACAACAAGGCCACGGGGCGGAUGGGGAUGCGAGCAGCUGUGUACUACAUGGUGACCACUAUCAUCGCGGUCUUCAUCGGCAUCCUCAUGGUCACCAUCAUCCAUCCCGGGAAGGGCUCCAAGGAGGGGCUGCACCGGGAGGGCCGGAUCGAGACCAUCCCCACAGCUGAUGCCUUCAUGGAUCUGAUCAGAAAUAUGUUUCCACCAAACCUUGUGGAGGCCUGCUUCAAACAGUUCAAGACGCAGUACAGCACGAGGGUGGUAACCAGGACCAUCGUGAGGACAGAGAACGGGUCUGAGCUGGGUGCCUCCAUGCCUCCUCCAUUCUCAGUGGAUAACGGAACCAGCCUCCUGGAAAAUGUCACUCGGGCCUUGGGCACCCUGCAGGAGGUGCUGAGCUUUGAGGAGACUGUACCCGUGCCUGGCUCCGCCAAUGGCAUCAACGCCCUGGGCCUCGUGGUCUUCUCUGUGGCCUUUGGGCUGGUCAUUGGUGGCAUGAAACACAAGGGCCGAGUCCUCAGGGACUUCUUCGACAGCCUCAAUGAGGCUAUUAUGAGGCUGGUGGGCAUCAUUAUCUGGUGAGUCCUGGUCCGUGCCCAUGGGAAGAUGGAGCCAGUGCUGGGAAGUCAGGCUAUGGGGAAGCUGCUGAAGGCUUGCUGGGGACUUUUGGUCGUUCAUUUACGUAUUGGGUAAUUUAUUUACCCACUCACCAACUCAUUCACUCAUGUCUUUCUGCAAUGAUUUCGUCAUUGGUUCACUUCCUUGUUCAUCUGUUCAUUCAUUAAUUCUUCUAUGCAUUGGUUAGUUUCAUGGAAUAUCUCACUCUUUCAUUCAUUCGUGUCCUUCUGCAAUGAUUCAUUCACACAUUCACUCCUUUGUUCAUCUGUUCAUUCACUCAUUCUUCUACGCAUUGACGAAAUCACUCAUUCAGUGAUUUAUUCAUCUACACUCAUUCUUCCAUGCAUUGAUUUACUCAUUUCCUCAUUCAUUUGUUGAUUCUUCUACGCAUUGGUUAAAUCACUGGCCAACUCACUAACUCAUUCAUUCAUUCACACUUUUCUGCAAUGAUUUGUUCACUUGUUCACUCCCUUGCUCCCAUCCUUCAAUGCCUUGACCAAACCAUUCACUGACAUUUAUUUAUCUACAUUUAUUAUUUCAUGCAUUGGUUUCUGGAUUUAUUUGGUCAUUCAUUUAUUUUUAAAAAUUAAUGUAUUUUUAAUUGACAAAUAAAAACUGUAUAUAUUUUCAUGUGCAACAUAA
This is a messenger RNA of Mandrillus leucophaeus (drill), 2822 nucleotides long. RefSeq names its product solute carrier family 1 (high affinity aspartate/glutamate transporter), member 6 (gene SLC1A6). Gene Ontology annotation, cellular component: plasma membrane. The transcript has 7 exons. Gene Ontology annotation, biological process: L-glutamate transmembrane transport. The coding region runs from base 1206 to 2144 and encodes 312 amino acids. Gene Ontology annotation, molecular function: L-glutamate transmembrane transporter activity; neutral L-amino acid transmembrane transporter activity; glutamate:sodium symporter activity. The record is from RefSeq and is a predicted model, not a curated record. Lineage: Eukaryota; Metazoa; Chordata; Mammalia; Primates; Cercopithecidae.